AUGAUGUGUUAUAAUCCCAAACUUACACCUCUUAUCAACCUGCGCUUGUCACAUGAAUUCAAAAAAGCUUCCUGGCUCUUGCAGCGGCACUGGGACCUCUUCUAUUUUUACUCUCGCGGCCUGAUCCACAGCUGCGCUCUUCUCUCCACGGCCGCAGUGACUACAUUUGGACUGACAGGGGGACAGCGGUGGGGGGCAGUGAGGAGGGCGUUCAGACCACUCCACUCUGGGCUGCUGGAACACGUACUGAAAAUCAUCAACUCGACAAAUGAGCUAAAGACUCUUGCUCCUAUGGGAUCCAAAGCAGGAUUUCCCCUUUCUGACUCUGUAUAA
Knipowitschia caucasica is the source of this 333-nucleotide messenger RNA. The record is from the annotation of a GenBank genome assembly. NCBI's taxonomy places the organism in Eukaryota, Metazoa, Chordata, Actinopteri, Gobiiformes, Gobiidae.